Messenger RNA from Siniperca chuatsi (mandarin fish), 1464 nucleotides. It is a transcript of the gene alyref, whose product is annotated as Aly/REF export factor. Gene Ontology annotation, molecular function: mRNA binding. The coding region runs from base 124 to 879 and encodes 251 amino acids. The record is from RefSeq and is a predicted model, not a curated record. The transcript is spliced from 6 exons. Gene Ontology annotation, cellular component: nucleus. NCBI's taxonomy places the organism in Eukaryota, Metazoa, Chordata, Actinopteri, Centrarchiformes, Sinipercidae. Gene Ontology annotation, biological process: mRNA export from nucleus.
UGCAAAGUAUUUACGCACUUCCGCUAGUUUACCAACGCGCCACCGGAGAUCGUCGCUGAUAAACAAUUACAUCUCAACGCCGAAAGUUCUUUGUUCGUCUUCAGCGCUAACCUAAGCACCACGAUGGCUGAUAAGAUGAAUAUGUCUCUGGACGACAUUAUCAAGCUGAGUAAGAAAGGAGGCGGCGGCCGCGGAGGAGGAUCGUCCGGGUCGGGUGGAAGUUCAGGUCGGGCCGGUGGUUCGUCUAGGCCGGCGCGGAGUCGACAGAAUAACUUCAACCGUGAGAGAAACAACAGAUCCACACCGUACACCAGGCCCAGAGAGUUACCGGACAAAUGGCAGCAUGACAUGUUUGAGGAGCACGUUGGUGGACGCAGAGGAGACAGUGCGGGAGCAGAAAGAAGUGUAGAAAGUAGUGGCAAGCUGCUGGUUUCCAAUCUGGACUUUGCUGUGUCUGACUCCGAUAUCAAGGAGUUGUUUUCAGAGUUUGGGGCAUUAAACAAGGCAUCUGUACAUUACGACCGGUCUGGUCGCAGCAAAGGAACUGCAGAUGUUCACUUUGAAAAUAUGGCGGAUGCACUCAAAGCCAUGAAGCACUAUAAUGGCGUCCCGCUUGAUGGCCGCCCCAUGAAAGUCCAGCAAGUGACUUCAGAGGUCGACACACACAGUAGACAAUCUACACAAGGUUCAAACCGAGGCUUUGACCGGAGCAGACUUGGACAGCCCAAGUUUGAAAGGAGUGAAAGGAGACAAGGUGGCGGCAGCGGAGGUUUCAGAGGUCGGGGAAGAGGAAGAGGAAGUGGAAACAGACCCCAACUUUCUGCCGAGGAGCUGGAUGCCCAGUUGGAUGCGUACAAUGCCAAGAUGGACACCAGUUAGAAGCGCUCGGAGAGGAUGCUGCUCCUGUCCCUCCCAAUUUUUUUUAAUUUAUGUUAUUUUGUAAAAAUCUGGUUGAUCAGAUAUGAUGGAUCGGACCUUUAUUACACUUGUGUUUUGAAGCCAUUUUAUUGUAUGGACAGUUGUAUGCUGUUGAUUUUUUUUUUUUUUUAUAUUUCUCAGUAUUUUUGUAGCCUUAGUUUUCUGGUGCAGUUUUUAUGUUUUGAGGAUUCCUCUCCUGGGCCACCAGCUCCUGCGCGCUUUUCCAAAUGUAUGGACAAUUUCUUUAAAUCUGCAACAAGAUCGAAUUUUUUUUUCUUUUUUUUUUUUUAAAUCACGUAAACAUGAUUCAAUGGUUUGACAGACUGUUUUAAUGUAAUGUUAAAAUUGUUAAAUGUUAUAGUUCUGUCAUUUGAUACGGUAUACUUGACACAUGGACAUUUCAAAGAGUUUUGUACAUAAAUAAUUAUAUUGAAUCGUUUUUAAUGGUUUUUUAUUUUGAAAUGUCUCCUCUCAGACAGAAAGUGCUGUUGCUCUUCACUGUGACAUUAUCUGCUUUUUAAAAGAAAUGAAUGGAAUCCAAAUGAA